AUGGUAUACCGUUCACGGAUUCCCGAGAUUAUUAAUCUCCUGCACCAGAAUGGCCGGGAAGAUCUGGAGAUGCGGAUUCAAGGAGAUCUCCUAAUAUACGGACCAGAAUUGCGUGCCGGGUUUCGUAAUUUAUUGAAUCUUGAUCAGCAAAACGAAUUGUUAGAGCGCUUUGUUUUCUCCCGAACCUUCCCUCAUGGUUCUUGUUUCCCUGGGGACAUGGCAAUAGACGACUUGCCUAUGCUUCAAGACCCUGCCGAUGAGGGUCAUCUACCGCGCUCACUCGAUGACGACUUUAUUUUAUUUGGAAUCCCUCAUCUUCCGCUGUUUGCGACCGCUUUUCGUGAGAUGCAAACCAGAGAAAGGCGGUUACAUCAAAGUGCCAUGCAAGUUGUGCAAACAACUUCUCAGCCACAUCUUUCCGACAAUCGUCUUAGAGCAGAUGAUCGGAGUCUUGAAGCUGCUAGUUUGAGACCUGCGGUCUUACCUCCAAAAACCGACGAUAGUCGAGAUAAUGAUAGUCCCCCCGCCAAAAUACUGAAAGAAAAAUCUGAACCGGAAGAUGAUGACAUUUGUCCCAUUUGUCAGGAAGGAUAUUCUGAUGCCCAGCCUUCAGCCUCACUCAUUCCAAACUGUGGACAUUUGUUCCAUAUGGGUUGUAUGGUGCGGUGGAUUAACUCCGAGUCUAUUAAUGGCCAAUCGAGAGACAGGUGCAUCUGCUGUCGUAGAGAGUACGAUGGCCUUUUUUCUCAAUUUCAUGGCGAGGUAUUUCCACCUCGAUUUGGUGAAGAUUUCUGGCGCAAUCAUAAUGGACCGUUGAUAAAUGAAGUCUUUGGGGGACUAGAAAUUCUGUCGCCUGAUUACUCAUCUGACGAAGAUGGAUUAUUAGAACCACUAAUCGACGAGGAUGAUUGCUGGCUAUUUCGAGGUUCCUCCGGACAAGGGGCUCGUAAAGAUGAAGCUGAGUUGCAGGACUAG
Molecule: messenger RNA, 975 nt
Organism: Botrytis byssoidea
Lineage: Eukaryota; Fungi; Ascomycota; Leotiomycetes; Helotiales; Sclerotiniaceae
Exons: 3
Coding region: 1-975 (324 amino acids)
Source: RefSeq, a predicted model, not a curated record